AUGAAAGUAAAACUGUUGGUGACACUUUUGUUGCAGUGUUUUUGGGGCAAGUGCUGGGGGCGCGCAACGGAACAGGUUGGACAGUCGCUGAUACAAUUGAGUCACGAUGAUGACUUGGAUAAUGAUUACCCAGAUGUUAAGGAUGAGGUGCAUUUGGAGGAUUUUUUUUGGACGGGGUCAGGUGACGGGCCACCUGAUUUCUUAAAAAAAGUGCACACGGGCAUAAGUAAGGGCAAGGACGUAAUAGUGAAGACGGAAACUGUGGUGGCCACAGUCUAUGUGGACGGCAAUAAUGAAAUCGAAAUACCUUUAUGCCUGGACUGCAAGCCUGAUGAUGGCGGCGGUAAUUGGGAGUUUUCGGCGCCUGGCAUGCCGCCAUUGAAUUAUUCUGCAACAGAUAGACGAUAUUGGUUGUUAACUGUCAUGUCUGGUUUCUAUUCGGCCAAGGAUAAUCCCAUGCUGGAGGAUAAGCUAGCGCGACUUUAUCGCUUGGCAUUCACUAGACAGCAAACACGCCAUCUAGGUUUAAAUGGAGCACAGCAAAUUGCAGGCGUUUCAAUUAAUGCGCCACGUGAGCGUCGCCAGCCAGCUAAGGCUUCCACAAUUAGGCCAAUCGUUGACACCACAUAUUGGCCGGGGGAUGAUGUGGAAAUAUUGGAUAUGGAUAAGCAUGGUGUACAUCAAAUCAAAACUAAGUGGGCUGCAGGUGCGCAGCCCGAGUGGGAGAGUGAAAUGGAUGAGUCAGAGGAGCAUUUAGGCAGCUCAACAUUGCCCACAACAACAACAGUAGCAACAGCAACCAGCAGCGAGUCUAUAGACUACAGCGCCUAUGUCACAUUGAUCCCUUGGGAGCUUAUACAGCAAAAUGGAAAAUCCGAAAAGUUGCAGGAAAUGCGCGAGGCGUUGCUAAGUCAACAACAACAACAGGAGCUGCCAGCCCAACCAUUAUUGCGCAGCGACUACGAGCGCGUCCGGGUCGUCAUACACAACAGCACGCAAAUCAGUGAAACUGAUGUCUUAAAGUGGAACAAUAGCGGCUAUGAAGGCGCUGCAACUGACGCGUAUGUUAACCUGAAAUUCAAUGAACGGCCUGUGGCCAAUCAAACGGAGCUUAUCUACACAGUCUUGGUGAAUGGACGUCCCGUGCUGGCUACCACUGCGGCCAAGGACAUGGAGCUAGUAAGCGAAUCGGAGGCAGCCAGCACAAUGGGUAAAUCCAUUUACAUGAAAUCGGAGCCUUAUAUACGUGAACCCACUGCCACUGCCUUGGCGCCCGUGCCGCACAGCAGUCAGGCGGGCUUCUUCAACUCGGUUAGAAACAAUGUGGCCUUGGUGGUCAUCAGCUCGCUGGCCAUUUUACUGCUCUUGUUGCUGCUGGUAGCCAUUUUGCUGCUAGGCCGCACACGUGCCCAACAGCGUGAGCAUCUCACGGAGGCCAACAGAACUUCCUCACGCAAUGAACUGCUCUCGGAGGGUCAGUCCAUGCGGCCCAGCUCACGUGGUACGGUGUUGCACAGCGGUGGCGAUACUGUGGCUGCAGCUAGCUCCAUACGCUCACGCGAUGUUGGCGUGCAGAACAUUGCGUAUGAGCGUGAGCCACGCAUUACGUUUCCCGCACCUCCGGCCGAGCCGCAUACGCGUACACGCCGUGACUCCUUGUCCUCCACAGACAACACUUCAGAUUCGUCGGUCUAUUGUCCCAUCAAUCCGCCCAGCGCCGAUGUGCAGCGUAUUUUGGAUGAUAAAGCAGCUCGUUUGUUUGAUGGUCACAAGCGACGGCGUCAUCAGUAUGAUCGCGCUGAAGGUCACGAGGACACCAUUUACGCAUCGGUGUUAUCGGAGAAGAAGAGCGACAAGUUGCGGCACAAGUCCAGGCGUCGUUACUUGAACGAGAACCGGGUGGGCUCGCUGGAGACGAGUCCAGUGCAAAGUGCACGCGCGCAGGAUCAUUCCUCUACGGAAGAAGGCAACUCGCCAGAGUUGCGUCGCAGCUAUGAGAACUUCCAGCGCACGGAAGCCUACAAUCCGCACAAUAAUUAUCAUCGCAACAAGUUGCUCGAGCAGCAAAACAUCUUCAACGAGAAGGAUUACGAGGAUGCUGCACAGCUGGGCUCGCCACAGGCUAUCAACAAGCAGCUUAUACAAGGUAGAAGUCUGGGCGAAAAGUCUUCGGAUACGGCCAGCGUGGGUUCCUUUCUCUCUAUGGCUUCAGUGCGCGCGUUUCCCAAGAGCACUCUGCCCGAGCCGCUAAAUCGCGUGCUUGAUCCCGUAUUUGUGACCUACUACGACAAUGUGAAUACAGUUGCGCCUCAAGGCGGGUCCAGCAAGUCCAACAUUGCAACUAUAGCAGCUAGCUUUCCCAGUCCCAAGGCGCCCAGUUUAGUGCGCAAUAUGCGAACUGCCUCGCACAGCGAUAAUCCGGAUCCAGGCGUGGUGGGUCCUAUUGUCUGGGAGCGUCACAAGAAACGCGUGAGCAGCGCUGACAAGCAGGAGGCAGACUUUAGCCGCAGUCCCAUGCACGAUGCCUCAGCCAUACGCAACCAUUACGAGGGACUGCUCGAGGGCGCUAUGCAGCUCUAUGAUAGCCAGGAUGAUUUACCCACGCCUUUACCAGCUCGUGAUUUUUGCAACAAGCGACGCGUCACUAAGCGCGAACAUCGCGGCUCCUCCGCAGGCUUGCCCAGCUAUCCGCCCAAGACCUAUAGUACCAGCACAGAGCGGCCAGCCACUGCACAGCCGGAGAAGACGCCAAAGUCGGCACAGUCAACGCAGCCGCCCUCCCCCACUUACAGCGCCUGGGGCAGCAGCAAGCACGGUUCCCACUCCCCACUGGUGCGACCCUUGAGCGCAGGGCCCUUCCAUCGCCCCGAGACCAUACUGGAGAUCUCACGGAGUGCUGCAAAUACGCCCGGACCAAGUGCGCAGACAGCGCCGCUUAUUGAGGCAAUACAAACGGAACUGCGUAAAUUCAGACAGCAAGAGCAGUAACAUCCAACCGAUUUUUUUAUAUAACAAGCAUAAUUUUUUCGCAAUU
Drosophila busckii is the source of this 3034-nucleotide messenger RNA. RefSeq lists its product as uncharacterized. Lineage: Eukaryota; Metazoa; Arthropoda; Insecta; Diptera; Drosophilidae. The transcript has 9 exons. The coding region runs from base 1 to 2988 and encodes 995 amino acids. The record is from RefSeq and is a predicted model, not a curated record.